CGGAAGUUUCGGAACCCAGGCCAACGUCAAUAAGGGAAACUCCGGCAUCCGAAGCAAAUUCUAAGUCCUAUGAUCUUUUGUAAGCAUGUGUGCUGGCAUAGGCAGGCGCAGCGACGGAUCCAUUUGUUGAUUGACAACAUGCUGUGCCAUGCUGAUGCAGCCGACAAACCCGACAAUUUGAUGAUCCCCAUGCAAGGCCCUUCCGCACCACGUCACCUCUGUUGACUAUAAAAGAAUAAGCUAUGCCACUCUUGGUUAAAAGGCUGGACAACAUCCAUUACCCUCUUUUACCGUGAUAUCCAGGCGACGCCAACCUGACCAUCGCGAUGCUCCGAGUCCACAACCUCUUCCUUGGGCUGUGCAUCAUGCUCUUGGGCAUCAUCACAGGAACCUACGCCACCGCCGCGACACACCACCCAACACCGAUGAACAAGCGCACCGCGCAGGAGGUCAUCACCCAACUCAAGCUAAUCCCUAAUGUCGAGGGCGGGUAUUACAUCGAAACCUUCCGCGACACCACCAACGUGACCUUCACGGCGACCAGCGCCAACGGCACCACCUCCGGCGCCGUGACCACCCGCUCGGCCAGCACGGAGAUCUACUACCUCCUCGAGGGCGCCACGGGGCAUUCCCUCUGGCACCGUGUCGAUGCCGUCGAGGUGUGGCACUACUAUGCCGGCGCGCCGCUGACGCUGUUCCUGGCGCGUGACGACGGGUCGCCCGUGCGCGAGGUCACCCUGGGCCCGGACGUGUUUGCCGGCCAGCAACCGCAGGUUGCGAUCCCGACGUGGGAGUGGCAGCGGGCGAGGAGCUUGGGGAAGUGGACGCUUGUUGGGACGACUGUUGCGCCUGGGUUUGAUCCGAAUGGUGUUGAGCUUGCGGAUCCGGACUGGGUGCCGGAUGCUUGAGGUGGUCCCUUGUGUCUCUGCUCAGCCGCUGUGGUAUAGACUAUAGAGCCAGCUUGUGAAUGCAUAAUGGUCUCGCUAUCCCGUCUUACCACACACUUCAUGAGCGACGAGAAGACAUAUGUAUAAGACAUGUAGCCCCAGAACGGAAAGGGGCUGCAGGCUGCAGUGAUGAUCGUGCGCUGAUACUGUAGGUUGAUUGGCCU
Messenger RNA from Chaetomium strumarium, 1111 nucleotides. Its product is annotated as RmlC-like cupin domain-containing protein. The record is from RefSeq and is a predicted model, not a curated record. The coding region runs from base 327 to 908 and encodes 193 amino acids. The transcript is spliced from 2 exons. Gene Ontology annotation, cellular component: intracellular anatomical structure. Lineage: Eukaryota; Fungi; Ascomycota; Sordariomycetes; Sordariales; Chaetomiaceae.